This is a messenger RNA of Babesia microti strain RI, 1140 nucleotides long. RefSeq names its product actin-like protein homolog, ALP1 homolog. Lineage: Eukaryota; Apicomplexa; Aconoidasida; Piroplasmida; Babesiidae. The record is from RefSeq and is a predicted model, not a curated record. Bases 1 to 1140 code for a protein of 379 amino acids. The transcript has a single exon.
AUGGAACACUCAUUGGUCUUAGAUAUGGGUUCUUAUACUACUAAGGCAGGGUAUUCGAAUGGAAAAAAGCCCGAACACUUAAUUCCAUCUUUGGUUGGUAACAUACGUAGUAAAUUUGUAGAUAAAUUUUCAAAAGAUACCUAUGUUGGCCAAGAAGCUCUUGAGACUAUCGAAUAUUUAUCACUAAGGAAAGUUAUUGAUCAUGGUUAUAUUCAUAAUUUUGAUGACUAUGAACUGUUAUUACAAAAUGUGUUCAGUAAGUUUGGAUUGGAGUCACUAAAUGAUACUUGUAUACUAUUUUCGGAACCUAUUUUGUCACCAUCAAACACACGACAUAAAAUAAUUGAAAUCGCAUUUGAGACCUUUGAUGCCAAUACACUAAAUAUAUCUCCGGCCACUUUAUUGGCAAUUUAUGGAAUUGGAGAGAUUACUGGUACAGUAAUAGAAAUAGGCGAUGGCAUAACACAGUGUGUACCAGUAAUAGAAGGGUAUGUUGAAAAGCAAUCUGUGCGUCGUAAUGACUUUGGCGGGGCAGAAAUCAGCAGAUAUUUACAAAAAUUGCUAGCUCUCGCUGGUUUCCAAUUCUCAACUCGCAAAGAAUCUACAUUUGUCUAUGAUAUAAAAGAAAAGCUCUGUUUUUGUUCAUUGAAUCCAUCAAAGGAUGAAGUGAGGACCGAUCUAAAGGCGGAAUAUGUUCUUCCGGAUGGCUAUACUUUGGCAGAUGAUAUUGACACAGUUUUUAUUGAAACGGAAAGAUUUUACGCUCCCGAAGUUAUAUUCAAUCCAGUGAUAAUGGAUACUGAAUGUCCAAAUAUCGUUUCUAUUGUCUGGGAUAGCAUACAAGCUUGUCCAGUGCAUCAAAGAAUGGCAUUAACGUCGAAAAUAAUACUUUCAGGUGGUUCCACAAAAUUUGAAAAUUUUCCACAAAGGUUACAAGUCGAAUUGAAAAAUGUCGCUCCGCAAGGAGCUAGAGAUAUAGUGAAAGUGAAUGCUAUUGAGGAAAGGGAGUUUUUGCCAUGGAUGGGAGGUGCCUAUUUUGCAUCAGAAACCAUGAGACAGGCCAACAUCAACGCCUGGAUUACUUCUGAAGAGUGGGCUGAGUCUGGCAUCACCAUAAUCCAGAAAUUCGCACAGAUUUAA